Messenger RNA from Glycine soja, 1896 nucleotides. Its product is annotated as elongation factor Tu, chloroplastic. Bases 224 to 1663 code for a protein of 479 amino acids. Gene Ontology annotation, molecular function: GTP binding; GTPase activity; translation elongation factor activity. The record is from RefSeq and is a predicted model, not a curated record. Gene Ontology annotation, cellular component: mitochondrion. The transcript has a single exon. Lineage: Eukaryota; Viridiplantae; Streptophyta; Magnoliopsida; Fabales; Fabaceae. Gene Ontology annotation, biological process: mitochondrial translational elongation.
AUAGUGAGAGAAAGAGAAAGCAAAAGAUGUGAUCCAGUGCGUCCCUCCAAAAUUGAGGCAGAAAGAGGAUAGAGCUGAUAUGAGGCCAUCUUUUAUCUAUCCACACAUUCACCAACAUCACCAAUAGAUAACACAACAAUACACAAUUUUUACAUUACUCAAUACACUACACUAACAUAAUCCUCUUCACUCUUCUCUUUCUAUCCAAAAUUCUCCACCAGCCAUGGCAGUUUCUUCAGCAACAGCUUCCUCCAAACUCAUACUAUUCCCCCAUGCAUCAUCAUCCUCUUCCCUUAAUUCCACACCCUUCCGCUCCUCCACCACCAACACCCACAAACUAACCCCUCUCUCCUCCUCCUUCCUCCACCCCACCACCGUCCUCCGCCGCACCCCUUCUUCCACCACCACCCCGCGUCGCACCUUCACCGUCCGCGCCGCCCGCGGCAAAUUCGAGCGCAAGAAGCCCCACGUGAACAUCGGCACCAUCGGCCACGUGGACCACGGCAAGACCACCCUUACCGCUGCCCUGACCAUGGCUCUUGCCGCCCUAGGCAACAGCGCCCCCAAAAAAUACGACGAGAUCGACGCCGCCCCGGAGGAGCGCGCCCGAGGCAUCACCAUCAACACCGCCACCGUGGAGUACGAGACCGAGAACCGCCACUACGCCCACGUGGACUGCCCCGGCCACGCUGACUACGUGAAAAACAUGAUCACCGGCGCAGCCCAGAUGGACGGCGCCAUAUUAGUCGUCUCCGGCGCCGACGGCCCCAUGCCCCAAACCAAAGAACACAUCCUCUUAGCGAAACAAGUCGGUGUCCCCAACAUGGUCGUGUUCUUAAACAAGCAAGACCAAGUCGACGACGAAGAGCUUCUCCAACUAGUGGAGCUCGAAGUCCGCGACCUUCUGAGCUCCUACGAAUUCCCCGGUGACGAUACCCCCAUUGUCUCGGGCUCCGCGCUCUUAGCCCUAGAAGCACUCAUGGCCAACCCUGCAAUCAAACGCGGCGACAACGAGUGGGUCGACAAGAUUUUCCAACUCAUGGACGAGGUCGACAACUACAUUCCCAUCCCCCAGCGCCAGACCGACCUCCCCUUCCUCCUCGCCGUCGAAGACGUCUUCUCCAUCACCGGCCGUGGCACCGUCGCCACUGGCCGUGUAGAGCGUGGCACCAUCAAAGUAGGGGAAACUGUUGACCUUGUAGGUUUGAGAGAAACAAGGAACACAACCGUCACAGGUGUAGAAAUGUUCCAGAAGAUUCUAGACGAAGCCCUGGCUGGAGACAACGUGGGGCUGUUGCUUAGAGGGGUUCAGAAGACUGACAUUCAGAGGGGAAUGGUGUUGGCUAAACCAGGCACGAUUACGCCGCACACCAAGUUCUCAGCGAUUGUUUAUGUUUUGAAGAAAGAAGAAGGUGGUAGGCAUUCACCUUUCUUUGCAGGGUAUAGGCCUCAGUUUUACAUGAGGACCACCGAUGUGACUGGGAAGGUUACGUCUAUCAUGAAUGAUAAGGAUGAGGAGUCCACGAUGGUGCUGCCCGGUGACCGUGUCAAGAUGGUGGUGGAGCUUAUUGUUCCUGUGGCUUGCGAACAGGGAAUGAGGUUUGCUAUUAGGGAAGGUGGGAAGACCGUUGGUGCUGGUGUUAUCCAAUCCAUUAUUGAGUGAAAAUUCUGUCACUUUAUUUUUAAUUAAUUAAUUUUUUCCGUUUUAUACAGCUUCUGUACUUUGCUUUCCCUUUUUCUUAUACUUUAAUUGCACUUUUAGGAUGGAUAUUAUUGGAUAAUAAUAUUUUUCUGUCCCAAAUGAAAAUGUCUUUGUUGUUCUUGUUACUGUUUUACUUCAUUUUGUUUUGCUGCUGAAUUGCAAUCAAUGAUGAAGGAUGAACGAUUUUCCUGUUU